AAUUUAGGCGGCAAAAUAACCACGAUUUUCCCGCCGGAAAGAUCACCGACGUCACUAUCUCUUCUUCCUCUCUCACUUAACAGCCACAAGCGUACGCAGAAAACAAUGGCCAAAGACGUCGCCGGAGACAGAAAACAGUAUUGGCUUCUGAAGACGGAGCCAGCAGAGUGGUCAUGGGCGGACCAAGCCGCCAACGACGGACGAACAAAGUGGGACGGCGUAAAGAACAAGCAAGCUCAGAAGCAUCUCAAGUCCAUGAAACUCGGCGACCUCUGUUUCUUCUACCACUCCGGCGCCAAGGCCCGCCGCGUCGUCGGCGUGGUUGCCGUCGCACGGGAGUGGUACUCGGCAGACGACGAUGAUGUCGUCGUCGACGUGGAGGCAGUCGGAGAGAUGAGGGAACCGGUGGAUCUGAAAGAGAUGAAGAAGGGGAUGGAAGGGAUGAAGAAUUUUGCUCUGUUUCGGCAGCCAAGGCUGUCGGUUGUGCCGGUUGCGAAGGAGAUUUGGGAUAAGAUCUGUGAACUGGGAGGCGGAUUUGAAGGAGAUGGAACAGAGGGCGGGCAUGGGAGCGAGGGAUAGAGCUUGAAUUUGAAUGCGCGCAAGGUGCUUGUGAAUAUGCCUAAGAGAAUUUUGAAGGGAUUGGAUUCAGAAACCAAAUCUGUUUCCGAACUCUGGGAAGAAGAGGAUCUUGAAAGGGAAAGGCUCAGGUAUAUAUUUUGUUUUUGUUGUAUGAUUAAUCGUGGUUUGUGAAUUCUUUGGGGAAUCAAAUUUUAGAUUAUGAAGUUUCUUUUUCUUCAACAAUGGCAGAACUAGAGUUCUAAUUUACUUUCAUAUCUUUCGUUAGCAUUAAACUUCCAUAAUUUUUUUUUUUCAACCAUUGCUCAACUGUCACACGUACGUGUCCGUAAACAAUCAAA
Molecule: messenger RNA, 917 nt
Organism: Benincasa hispida (wax gourd)
Lineage: Eukaryota; Viridiplantae; Streptophyta; Magnoliopsida; Cucurbitales; Cucurbitaceae
Product: thymocyte nuclear-like protein
Cellular component (GO): nucleus
Source: RefSeq, a predicted model, not a curated record